Closterium sp. Naga37s-1 is the source of this 1362-nucleotide messenger RNA. The record is from the annotation of a GenBank genome assembly. NCBI's taxonomy places the organism in Eukaryota, Viridiplantae, Streptophyta, Zygnematophyceae, Desmidiales, Closteriaceae.
GAGGCGAGCAGGGAGGGAUCGGCGAAAGCAGAGGAAGAGGAGCGUGCGGUGGAGGAGGAGGAGGAGGAGGAGGAGGAGGAGGAGGAGGAGGAGGAGGAGGAGGAGGGCAAUUUGACGCACCAGAGAACUGCCUUCGCCACUCCCGUGCCGCGCCGCUCAUGCCCUCUUCUCCCAUUUGUCCCGCCCCGCCUCUCCCUGCAUCUCGCCUUUCCUCCUCUGCCUAGAUUCCUCACUGUUGGCCCACGCUGUUACCGAGUGGCAGCAGCACCAGCAGCAGCAGCACCAGCAGCAGGCAUGGCGUGUCGCGGCUUCCUGCAGUGCCUGCUGAAGCUCUUCAACUUCGCCCUCGCCAUCGUGGGGGUACUUCUGAUUGUGUACUCCCUCUCGCGCCUCGUUCACCUCGACCCCAACCUCCAUCCACCCAGCCCCCCUUCUCCCUCUCCCUCACCCUCACCCUCCUCUCUCUCCUCCUCCGCCUCGCGCCUCGCCCCCGUCUCCAUGCACCUAUCCUCGCCGCUGCCUGACGCCACACAACUCGGCAGCAGCGGCAGCAGCAGCAGUGCGAGCAGCCUUGGCGGCAGGAGGCAGAUGGGGGCGGGCAGCAACGAGCUGCUCCUGCCCCACCUCUGGUUCAUCUACGUGUUGGUGGGGGGGGGAGCGCUGCUCACGCUGGUCACCAUAGUGGGGGCCGUGGCGGCAGAGAGCAACAACGGCUGCUGCCUCUCAUGCUACCAGUUCGGCCUCUGCGUGCUGCUGCUCAUCCAAGGAUCCCUCGCUGCCCUCGUCUGGCUUCAGGACGUGCCAGGGGACCCCACGGGCGAGUACGAGAGGGAGAGGGCGUUCGUGCUGCGCAAUCUCGACCUCUGCCGCCUCGCUGCCGUCAGCCUGCUGCUCGUUGAGGGCACGGCGCUGCUGCUGGCCAUGAUGCUGAGGGCCAUGCACAGCGAUGCUGCACUGACUGACGAUGACGACGACUACAUCCCCCCCCACCCCCACCCCCACCCCAACUCGCGCUUGCGCCAACCGCUCCUCCGCCCGCCCCACAUGGCGCCCCCUCCCCCCUACUCCACCGCCAUCCCCUCGUCCUCUGCUGACGCUGCUGCUGCUGCUGCUGGUGGUGGUGUGGGCGGGAGUGGCGCGAGUGGCGUGGGUGUGGGGGGAGCAGCGGAUGGUGCAGCAGCAGCAGCAGCAGCAGGAGGAGGAGAGGGGGGAGCAGCAGCGCUGUCAGAUGCUUGGCGGAACAGGAUUCUGGAGAAGUACGGGCUGGACACCAACGAGUUCCACCACCCCGUCAACACGCCCCACGCACCGCCCAUGCCCCCGCAGCCCCCCCCUUCAUCCUCCGCCUGUGCCCUCAUGUGA